CUGGUGUUGGCUGCAGGUUCAUGAAUAGAUUGAAGAAAACAUGGCCAAUCGAGAUUACAUUAGCAGACCUAUUUGCAAUGGAAUUUCUGUUCCUGAAAAUAAAAUUAAUUCCUUAGUGGCUGAAGGUCAUGGACAACAAAUUCUAAAAGUACUACAGAAGUUCAGAGAACAAAAUAUAUUUUUUGACUUUAAAAUUAUUGUGAAAGAUGAAGUCAUUCCUUGUCAUCGUUGUGUACUGGCAGCUUGCAGUGAUUUUUUCAGAGCCAUGUUUGAAGUUAAUAUGAAAGAACGAGAUGAUGGCAAUGUUACUAUCAGUAAUCUAUCACCCAAGGCAGUGAAAGCUUUUCUUGAUUAUGCUUACACGGGAAAAACAGAGAUAACAAAUGAUAACGUGGAAAUGCUCUUCCAGCUGUCAUCAUUUCUUCAGGUUUCACUCCUUUCCAAAGCUUGCAGUGACUUUCUAAUAAAAAGUAUCGAUCUUGUCAAUUGCUUACAGUUGCUUUCUCUGUCAGAAAGUUAUGGUUCUGUCCGCUUAUUUGAUCAUGCACUAGAUUUUGUACAGCACCACUUUUCCCUGCUACUAAGAUCAAGUGACUUUUUGGAGAUGAAUUUUGAGAUAUUGCAAAAAUGUCUUGAAGCUGAUGAACUAAAUGUCCCUGAGGAAGAAUCAGUGUUGAAUGCUGUUCUUCAAUGGACCAAACAUAACAUAGAAACACGACAGAAAUAUCUGCCUAAUUUGAUCAAAAAAGUGAGGCUACACCAGUUACCUGAAAAGACUUUGCAAGACUUUCUGCACUCAGAAGAGUAUUUACUUAAAAGUGCUAAUUGUUCAGUAAUAAUCAAUGAUGCAGUCAAAAGUGUGCAAGACUUCAGCGGACUAUUUCCAGAUGCACGUCCUUCAACAACAGAAAAAUACAUAUUUGUUCAUAAAACUGAUGAAGACGGAGAAAACAGGCAUACAUUUUGCUACAACAUCAAAACAGAUAAAUGGAAAGAACUACCACAUACACACAUGAUUGAUCUUCCAGGGUCAAGCUUAUCUAGCUACGGAGAGAAAAUAUUUAUAACUGGAGGAUGCAACGGGAAUUGUUACAGGACAGUCAGGCUUCAUAUCGCUGAACCGUUUCAUGAUGCCACUGACCAAACCUGGUGCUACUGUCCAGUCCGCAAUGAAUUCUCCAUAGUGUCAGCUAUGAGAAAACCAAGGACAAUGCACACAUCUGUUGUCACCUUAAACCAGUUGUUUGUAAUAGGUGGAAAGACCAGAGGAGCUCAAGAAACCCGAAGUCUUUUAGAUGUAGAAUCAUAUAAUCCUCUCUCCAAAGACUGGAAAUCUGUAAGCCAAUUACCAAGAGGUAUCUACUAUCCAGAAGCAAGUGCAUGUCAGAAUAUAAUUUAUGUCCUUGGCUCAGAAGUGGAGAUUACUGAUGCCUUUAAUCCGUCUCUUGACUGUUUCUUUAAGUAUAACGCUAUGACUGAUCAGUGGUCGGAGCUUGUAGCAGAAUUUGGGCAGUUUUUCCAUGCAACUCUAAUCAAAGCUGUUCCAGUGAACUGCACGUUGUACAUAUGUGAUCUCUCCACCUACAAAGUCUACAGCUUUUGCCCAGAAACCUGUGUUUGGAAAGGGGAAGGAUCUUUUGAAUGUGCUGGCUUUAAUGCAGGGGCAGUUGGGACAGAAGACAAAAUUUAUAUCUUAGGUGGUGAUUAUGCUCCAGAAGAAAUCACAGACGAAGUUCAAGUCUACCACAGUAACAGGUCUGAGUGGGAAGAAGUUUCCCCAAUGCCAAGAGCCUUAACUGAAUUUUAUUGUCAGGUCAUUCAGUUUAAUAAAUAUAGGGACCCAUGGUCAUCUGUAAUGACAAUUUGCUCUGGAGAAUUUUGAAAUUCCUGAGUCAAAAUGAUCUAUUUAAAUGCACAAAUUUUAGAACAGAUUUUUUCAGUAUUAGUUUGCAGAAAAAUAUGUAUUAUUUUUGUUUUAAAUCUUCAGUUUAAAUUGUCUGCUAUAAAAAUGUUUCUGAAAG
Lagopus leucura (white-tailed ptarmigan) is the source of this 2021-nucleotide messenger RNA. It is a transcript of the gene KBTBD3, whose product is annotated as kelch repeat and BTB domain containing 3. NCBI's taxonomy places the organism in Eukaryota, Metazoa, Chordata, Aves, Galliformes, Phasianidae. Bases 41 to 1882 code for a protein of 613 amino acids. Gene Ontology annotation, molecular function: protein binding. The transcript is spliced from 3 exons. The record is from RefSeq and is a predicted model, not a curated record.